Cryptococcus wingfieldii CBS 7118 is the source of this 1800-nucleotide messenger RNA. RefSeq lists its product as hypothetical. Lineage: Eukaryota; Fungi; Basidiomycota; Tremellomycetes; Tremellales; Cryptococcaceae. The transcript is spliced from 8 exons. Gene Ontology annotation, molecular function: monooxygenase activity; heme binding; iron ion binding. The record is from RefSeq and is a predicted model, not a curated record. Bases 1 to 1800 code for a protein of 599 amino acids.
AUGGGCGCCCUCGACGUCCUCCCCGCCCACCUCCCCACCGUCCUUCGCGACUCGCCCCCGCUCUACAAAGCGUCAGCCACCCUUAUCGUAUUCGUCUUGGCGACCUAUCUCUGGCUCUUCCCCAUCGCCAACGCACGCAUCCCCUUCCGCAACCUGCCCGAUCCCGGCCCAGGGCACUGGCUUCUCGGCCACGUCAUGAACGUCUUCCUCGCCCCCACCCCGAACGCUACCAACAUCACUUUCCACAAAGCCCACGGCCCCACCAUCAAGUACCGCACCCAGCUCGGCCGGUUCGAAGUCUCCACCAUCGACCCCACCGCCAUCGCCUACAUCCUCAACCACCCCGACAUCUUUGUCAAGCCCCCAGCGCUGAGGGACUGGCUGUAUUUGAGGAUUGGGAAUGGGCUGGUGACGGCCGAGGGGGAGCAUCAUAAGAAGCAGAGGAAGGCGAUGAUUCCGAGUUUCAGCCCGGCGGCGAUUAGGGAGCUGGCACCAGUCAUGCUUGAUGUCGCGAAUGAGCUCAAAGAUAAACUCGACGGCUUGAUUGCGCACAAGGACGAAUAUACACUCUCGCCCUCGCCUGCCAAGCCCAUCGACGCUGUACCGGGGGGCGCCAAGGUCAAUAUUCUGAGGUACAUCAACAUGUCUACGUUUGACGUUAUCGGUCUCACCGGCUUUGGGCAUUCGUUUGGGUCGUUGUCGGAUAGGAAGAAUGAUCUCACGGCUUCGAUGCAGAGGUUUCUUCAAAACAUGUUUGUGGCGCGUUUGGUAGACUAUCUCUUUGGGCAAUAUCAGUUCCAGCUUCCGACGGAGAAGAAUCGCGUUGUCAACAAGGAAAAGCAAGAGAUUCUCGAGUUUGCUAGGAGGAUCGCCGCAGAGAGGAAGAAGGAGAUCCUGGAACAGUCCUACGGCGAAGGGAUCAACAAAAAGCAGGAUAUCGGCAAGGAUCUGCUCUCUCUUCUGAGCGAGUCUUUUGGUCGAUUGUUGUGCAUCUUGAAUGAGCUGACGGGUUGGACAGUCAAAGCCAAUAUGGCGUCCGAUAUGAAGCCCAACGAGCGUCUGACAGAUGAAGAUGUGGCUGAUCAGAUCUUGACCUUUUUGGUUGCCGGUAGUGAAACGACCGCCACCUCUCUUGCCUUGUAUCUCGAUAUCAUCAGCCAACACAUCGACGUCCAAGAUCGGCUUCGCAAAGAACUCUUGUCUGUCAACGAAGAACGCCCCCCUUUCGAGACGCUCGACAACUUGCCCUAUCUCGAAGCUGUCAUUCGGGAAUGUCUUCGUUUCUUCCCUGCCGCUUCAUUCAUCUACCGCCAUGCUACCGAGGAAGCCACCGUACCCCUUGGCACACCCGUUAUCGGCAAAAAUGGCAAGCUAAUGACUGAGUUCAAGAUGGAUACCGUCAACUUGCUGUUCAUCCCCGUCCGCGCCGUCAACACAUCACCCACCUUGUGGGGUCCCGACGCCGAAUCGUUCAAUCCCUGCCGAUUCCUCGACGACGACCGCACCCCUGGCACUUGCAAAAGCUCCACCAAAGUCCCCGGCGUGUAUGGCAAUCUUAUGACCUUUAUCGGCGGUCCCAGGAACUGCAUCGGCUACAAGUUUGCGUUGCAGCAGAUGAAGAUUCUGUUGUUUGUGCUGUUGAGAAAUUUUGAGUUUAGGCCGCUGAAGAGUGGGCCGGAGAUGGUUUACAAGCCUUCGGCGGUGGUGCAGGCGUUUGUCAAGGGCGAAGAGCACUUGGGGGUGCAGAUUCCGUUGAUGGUCAUCCCCCUCGCCGGCGCUGGUCAUGACAAGGAUGAGUGA